AUGGCUUCAUUCCUGGAGGAGCUCUGGAACUCGAUCUUUACGCCGGGUCCGACGCCUACACUUUUGGUCGCCACGAACGCCGCGUUUGCUACACUGCAGCUUCUCCUCCUAGUCCUACUCAUCGCAACCUACUCGCUGCAUUUCCUGGUACUGUCGAUUCUGUGUGGCGGACUUUGGUAUUCUAUCAAUUGGUUUGCUACCGAGAUUGCGAGGGAGCAACAAGCGCAAAAGGCCAAGGAGAAGAAAGAGAAGAGCCCCGAGCCAGAUAAUGCUAGUGACACUGAGACGGAGGCACCUCCACCAGACGCGCCUACUAAGCCCGCGCCGGUGACGGCGACCACAACAUCAGCUGAAUUAGGUCAGAGUCAGAAACACGAGCGGCCGAAGGACAGCUCUCCAUCCCUCCUUGAACCGAAGAUGGCGGAGAGUACCGAGGCGCUCAGACGCCGGCGCAGCUUAGGCGAGAGCUCCGGCUACGUGAGCACCGACAGUGAGUGGGAGAAGGUGUCCGAGGGGGAGGAGAAGGGCAAGUGA
Messenger RNA from Cladophialophora yegresii CBS 114405, 534 nucleotides. RefSeq lists its product as uncharacterized. NCBI's taxonomy places the organism in Eukaryota, Fungi, Ascomycota, Eurotiomycetes, Chaetothyriales, Herpotrichiellaceae. The transcript has a single exon. The coding region runs from base 1 to 534 and encodes 177 amino acids. Gene Ontology annotation, cellular component: endoplasmic reticulum membrane. The record is from RefSeq and is a predicted model, not a curated record. Gene Ontology annotation, biological process: vacuolar proton-transporting V-type ATPase complex assembly.